GUCUUUCUUGUCACCAAUGUCAUUGUCAUUAUCCCCUUUUCUGUGCCGAUACCAGCUCCAAUUUGGUCUUAUCUAAGGAGACUGCUCAUCCGUCUCCGGGUCUUGGAGCCUACAAUAGAGGAUCAUGGCAUCCCAAGUGUUAGGUUCGACUUCAGUACGGUACCUGUGAUAGCGGUGCUUCUGCUCCUUGUUAUGACAUGUAUCGGAGGUCAUGAAGUAUACGAAGGCAUCGUUGGAUCCAAUGGCAUCCAGCCAUACGAUAUCAUGUGUCUCUUCAUUUCUCUGGCGUACAUAUCCAUUUCACUGGAUGCUACAGGCUUAUUAAGAUUUCUCGCCUUCUGGGUCGCCAAGCGAGGCGGAGUAUCGGGAGUCCGACUCUAUUGCCUUCUAUAUUUAUUCUUUCUUGCAUACGCCCUCGUCGUUGGAAAUGACCCCGUCAUUCUCAGCGGCACCCCUUUCUUGGUAUAUUUAACCCAUGUUGCGGACAUGAAUCCCAUUGCUUGGCUAUUCGCUCAAUUCACCGCUUGCAACAUGGCGUCUGUCGUGCUCGUCUCUUCAAAUCCGACCAAUCUCGUUCUCGCCGGAGCCUAUUCGCUGUCGUUCUUGACGUACACAGCAAACACUAUCCUCCCCUUUCUCGCAUCAUCCCUUUGCGUUCUCCCCACUUUGGUGUUUUGGUCAUUCUCGACAGCGCAAUACAUUCCUCGCACAGUCAACCAGCCAGACAUUGAUCCUCGCGUAGCGCUCAUCGACAAACCCGGUGCAAUCUUUGGUAGUGGACUGCUUGUCACUACAUUGGCCGUUCUAGUAGGGACCAGUGCGGCCGGGUUGUCCGUCUCGGUCUGGCAGGUCACAGUGCCGGCUGGGCUGCUGAUGCUGGCAAGAGACGUCGCACAUGAUUUGAAUUUGGCGACCCUGCUUCCAAAGCUCUUCUCUGAUGAUGGCAAGCCAGGAACCUCAGGUCAAGAUGAAGGAAGAGACCCGGAAAACAUCCCCUCGGAUGCAGUCCUGCGAAACGAUCCAGUGGAGAUGGUCAACAUACCCGACGGAAUGGAACGUUCUCCUCAAGCGACCUUUCCUGCCCACUCAGACUUGGAAGACGCCCUUACCCUUCAUUCGCCCAAUAAGACGACACUCCAAUCUCUAGUGUCAAGUUUAAGGCAUCGAUUGCCCACUCUAACGGCCGUAUUUCCACGUCUACCACUCGCGCUGUUGCCGUUCGCAUUUUCCAUGUUCACACUUAUUCAAGGAAUAAGCGCCACCGGGUGGUUAGAUGUUUUCACUCAUUGGUGGACUGCUUAUGCAGACAGAACAGGACCGGUAGGAGUUGUUUUUCUCAUGGGUCUAAUCUCCGUGCUGCUUUGCAAUUUCUGUGGAACGAACAUCGGGGCAACUAUCCUUCUGGCAAGCGUCCUCCAAUCUUGGACAGAGCAACACCAACCCUCGCCACGAAUGAGAGCGGGAGCUCUGUAUGCUCUCGCGCUCGGCUCAAAUUAUGGCGCGUUCAGCACUACGUUCCCGGCUUCUCUGGCUGGCUUGCUAUGGCGGGGGAUCUUGGUUCAGAAAGGCAUCGAGGUCCAGACUCACCAAUUCGCAAAACUCAAUUUUGUCACCAUCGCCGUCGCGAUGACCGUUGGCUGCGGUGUGCUCAUUGCGCAACUGUAUGUUGUGUAUUAG
Dacryopinax primogenitus is the source of this 1677-nucleotide messenger RNA. RefSeq lists its product as uncharacterized. NCBI's taxonomy places the organism in Eukaryota, Fungi, Basidiomycota, Dacrymycetes, Dacrymycetales, Dacrymycetaceae. Bases 193 to 1677 code for a protein of 494 amino acids. Gene Ontology annotation, molecular function: arsenite transmembrane transporter activity. The record is from RefSeq and is a predicted model, not a curated record. Gene Ontology annotation, biological process: arsenite transport; transmembrane transport. Gene Ontology annotation, cellular component: membrane. The transcript has 6 exons.